Messenger RNA from Trachymyrmex septentrionalis, 1078 nucleotides. RefSeq lists its product as uncharacterized. Gene Ontology annotation, cellular component: extracellular region. Gene Ontology annotation, molecular function: chitin binding. The transcript has 4 exons. NCBI's taxonomy places the organism in Eukaryota, Metazoa, Arthropoda, Insecta, Hymenoptera, Formicidae. The coding region runs from base 125 to 841 and encodes 238 amino acids. The record is from RefSeq and is a predicted model, not a curated record.
AGCCCAAACACAGAGUUCUAUCUCUCGAAGCAGCGGAGGCGGUGUCCUUAAAAGUGCCUGUAGAAUUUUUUCUGUUAAUUUUUCGUUUGCCUCCGCGUCACACAAUCAACUUUUUCGUUGAACCAUGAGGACGUACUUCGUGAUAGCCGCCAUACUGAUCGCCGGAACGAAUGGUCAGGAGUCCUUCAAAUGUCCGGAUGACUUCGGAUUCUAUCCGCAUCACAUAUCGUGCGACAAGUAUUGGAAAUGCGACAACAGCGUGGCGGAACUGAAGACGUGCGGCAACGGUCUGGCAUUUGACGCCAGCGACAACAAGUUCCUCACCGAGAACUGCGAUUAUCUGCACAAUGUAGACUGUGGCGAGCGCACGCAGCUCGAACCGCCUAUCGGCACGCCGCACUGCUCCCGCCUCUACGGCAUCUUCCCUGAUGAGAAGAAGUGUGAUGUCUUCUGGAACUGUUGGAAUGGCGAGGCCUCCCGUUAUCAGUGCAGUCCCGGACUGGCCUAUGACCGUGAAGCCAGGGUGUGCAUGUGGGCCGACCAGGUGCCCGAAUGCAGAAACGAAGAGGUCGCCGGAGGUUUCACGUGUCCGGCUGCGGGAGAAGUGAGCGGCGCAUCCGGCAGUUUCAGCAGACACGCCCAUCCGGAGGAUUGCAGAAAGUACUACAUAUGCCUUGAGGGCAUCGCCAGGGAAUACGGUUGCCCGAUUGGCACAGUUUUUAAGAUCGGCGAUGCCGACGGCAGUGGCGCUUGCGAGGAUCCCGAGGAUGUUCCCGGAUGCCAAGACUAUUAUGGUGACGUGGACUUGAAGGCUCUACGCAAGCUAGGCUACAGGAAAUAGAAGCGUUUGCAUGCAAGCAUUGCACUCACCGGCGACGAAAGCUGCAGUACAUCCGCGGAAAGUCGGCUGCAGAAAGUCAAUCGUUGACAAAAGGAAAGAAGCAAUCGCAAGACAACACACACCUCCUGCAAAUUAUGUUCCAUAAAAUUAUAUUGUUGUCACCCGGAUCGCCAUGUAAAUAAGCUAAAUCGAAUAAAAGACGUGAGAAAGUGUAGAAAUACAUGUUGGAAACAGAAA